GUAAAAUCACAUCAAAAAUGAUGAAGUGGCUGCUUUUGGCUGUUUUCUGCAUUGCUGCCUAUGCCUGGGCUGAUGGGACUGAGGAUUCAAAUAUCGACCAACUGAUGUCGCGAGUAUACCGAACUGUGUUGCUCAAGUCUAAGAGAAGCCCAUCCAUGGGACUUUCUCUGGCAGAGUACAUGGCUUCACCACAGGGAGGAGAUAACUUCCAUUUCAUGCCUUCCGGGAGAAAGUAAACUGACAAUUCAUCCUUAACCCCUAAUAUCAAAUUCCCAUCAUCCUCUCAUAUUGUGGCUCUGACUGUAAUUAAAGGAAACUAAUUUUCUGUGUGUCUCUCUUACUCUCUCUCUCUCUUUUCAUUUUUUUUACUAUUCUCUCUCUCAUUCCCUCCCCCAUUGUCUGUCGCUGACUUGUGUCGAAACUGAAAGAUCUCAAAUUAAAAUCAACCUGUUCCUGAAAACUAAAAAAAACAAAGCUGCUCCUCAAUUUGUAUACGUUUAUUGAUAUUCGUCAGUUUCUUGAUAUAUCUAGUCUUCAUUUUCUCCAUUUCUCUCCACAACAAAUUGAAGCUCCAUUGACCCAAUAAAUAAUUUCAUCGUU
This is a messenger RNA of Caenorhabditis elegans, 600 nucleotides long. It is a transcript of the gene nlp-49, whose product is annotated as Neuropeptide-Like Protein. The transcript is spliced from 3 exons. The record is from RefSeq and is marked reviewed. Lineage: Eukaryota; Metazoa; Nematoda; Chromadorea; Rhabditida; Rhabditidae. Bases 18 to 236 code for a protein of 72 amino acids.